GCGGAUCCCCUGCAACCUCACAUCGAAACGAAAACCAACGUGAAUCUGGCAUUCUGCAUCACGCCUCCCAACCAUGCCUGCAGUUUCCGCCAUUUCGAUACGGCAUGGCGCAAAUGCCGGCCCUGGGCCAGGCGAAGACGACGAGACAUGUCCCGUCUGCAAAACGACCCGCUACUUCAACAAGGACAUGGAGUUCCUCAUCCACCCAGAAUGCUAUCACCGGAUGUGCAGAACAUGUGUCGAGCGCAUCUUCAAAGACGGACCCAACCAAUGCCCCUACGCUGGAUGCCAUAAGACGCUGCGCCUACGAGGCUUCAAGUCAGCAUACUUUUCCGAUCUUGGUGUUGAGCGCGAGGUCGACAUCCGUAGGCGCGUCGCGACCGUCUUCAAUAACGUAGAAGACGACUUCGAAUCGCUCGACGCAUACAACACAUAUCUUGAAGAAGUCGAGACCCUCACUGAUGAUCUUGUUAACGGCAACGACUUGCAGCGCAAAACGGCAGAGGCAAAGCUUGUUGAGUGGGAGGCCCAACACAAGGCAGAUAUUGAAAGGAAUAAGAAGCUCGCACGCGAGGGUGAUGAAGCACGACAGAAGCGGCUGAUUGCUGAGAAUGAAGCGUCCAGGCAGCGGAGGUUACAAGAUUUGCAGGAUGACGCUGAUGAAAAGGCGAAGAGCGCACGUUUGCGAGAAGAAGCAUUGGACACACUUGUCAAUUCUGAUAUCGGCCACGCGACAGAAGUCAUGAAGAAGAUUGAGCUCAAGAAACGCGGUCAGCGCAAUGUUGUAGCUACCACUGCGCCGAUGUCUGGUCUCUCUAUCCGCGGUCUCCGCGAUAAACAAGCCCCUAUUGUUGCUGAUAAUGGCCCAUACGACCCGUACGACGGCCUCAGCCUCGCUCCAGUACGCAUCGACCUUGACCCAAGCAGACUGCCCAAAUACACGAACGAAUGGAUGGUCAAGGUCCGAACAUCGCCCGAGUUUACAGCCGGUGGCUACUCCUCCGAAGAGUACCUGUCUCGGGCCCUCUUCGAAGCAUUUUCAGGACUGGGUGUUUUCGUUGGCGAUGAAAAGGAUAUAAAAGAGCCAGUUAAAACGACUGCAGUGGGAGGUAUGGAUGUUGACGAUCCAUUUUAAAGCAGUUGGUGUAAUAGUAAUUGUGGUGGUAAACUGUUGCGCGGAAUAUUAGCAUACAUUACGGCGUUUUGGUAGAAACUAGUUAGUUCUUUUUUAGCACGUGGAGUUCUGCAUUAAACAUGACAUUUUAACAUCUUUGGUAU
Messenger RNA from [Torrubiella] hemipterigena, 1278 nucleotides. The record is from the annotation of a GenBank genome assembly. Lineage: Eukaryota; Fungi; Ascomycota; Sordariomycetes; Hypocreales; Clavicipitaceae.